AUGACAGGAUUUGCCGAUCAGGAGCUGGAAUCUCAGAUUCACCUUCAUUAUGAUCCUUUGGUCUGUCAUCUCCUUCCGUUUGGGGCUUCCCAGUUUAUAUUUUGGAUGUAUUUGUCAAUAUUUUCAUUCAGCAAUUUGAAAGACAUUUCACAAGAGGACGAGGACAAACAGUUAGGCAUUAAAAGAGAUGAUAGUCUGGUUUUUAAGGUACUGAUGCCGGUGAAAGGCUAUUACAAAACAGGACUUGGCUUUCUCUUCCUGAGCGUAGGUUCAAUGGUGCUGUUCAUCUGUUGGAUCUACCCACAACGUGCUGUGAACCAACUCUGGCUGUUGAAGGGAGGCAAGGGGGUACAGAUAUCCACCUACACUUGGUUUGGAAACACACGCUCCUUCUCAUCGCCACUCAACCAUCUCUCCUGCCUGCAGUCACGCACAAGCUCUUCAUCACAGAUUUCAAUGAAAGUCAAACACCAUUGGUUCCAUUUUCUCUUGGACAAAAAAGGAAUCUUUCACAACACAGAGCUUUUUGAUCAUGCUGUUGGACUUCAGAGGAAUCUAAAGAAAUAAUUCAUGAACUAUUAGUUGGUUUCUUUCAUAGUGUACAGAGUACAUGUGUUAUAAAUAUAUCGUGUGUGCAGUGUGU
Molecule: messenger RNA, 643 nt
Organism: Haliotis rufescens (red abalone)
Lineage: Eukaryota; Metazoa; Mollusca; Gastropoda; Lepetellida; Haliotidae
Product: transmembrane protein 223-like
Exons: 2
Coding region: 1-567 (188 amino acids)
Biological process (GO): nervous system development
Cellular component (GO): mitochondrion
Source: RefSeq, a predicted model, not a curated record